Molecule: messenger RNA, 1499 nt
Organism: Cottoperca gobio
Lineage: Eukaryota; Metazoa; Chordata; Actinopteri; Perciformes; Bovichtidae
Gene: kctd12.1
Product: potassium channel tetramerisation domain containing 12.1
Exons: 1
Coding region: 54-923 (289 amino acids)
Biological process (GO): protein homooligomerization; regulation of G protein-coupled receptor signaling pathway
Cellular component (GO): presynaptic membrane; postsynaptic membrane; signaling receptor complex
Molecular function (GO): protein binding
Source: RefSeq, a predicted model, not a curated record
UCAGUUGCUCAGUGUUUCCACUGAUCUCACAUCAGUGCAGCGGCUCAGAGAAGAUGGCACUGGCCGACACAGAGCGCGGAGUGUCCAACUGCAGCGAUUUGGGUUCCCCGUUUUCAGAGAUCAUUGAGCUGAAUGUCGGCGGACAGGUCUAUGUUACCAGACACAAAACUCUCAUCGCCGUCCCAGACUCGCUGCUGUGGAACAUGUUCACCAAGAAGUCACCAAAAGAGUUGGCGAAAGACAGCAAAGGGCGCUACUUCUUGGACAGGGACGGAUUCUUGUUUCGCUACAUCCUAGAUUAUCUCCGAGACCUGAACUUGGUCCUCCCGGACUACUUCCCCGAGAAAAGUCGACUGCAGAGGGAGGCCGACUUUUUCCAGCUGCGGGACCUUACCAAACGCCUCAGCCCCCGGGUGAGUAAGGACAAUUCAAUCAGCGAGGAGAUCAGCCAGAGUGACACGGAGGAAGGUGCGCAGCAGUGCAGCUCCUCCGGUGGCAUGGAGACGUUACGCGCCAUGUCGGUCAGCGGGGCUACGCGCUCCCCGUCACUGGACUCCAGAAAGUCGGGCUAUAUCACGAUAGGAUACCGUGGCUCGUACACCAUUGGCAGAGACAUCCAAACCGACGCCAAAUUCAGGAGAGUGGCGCGCAUCACGGUUUGCGGGAAGACAGCCCUGGCCAAAGAAGUGUUUGGGGACACGCUGAAUGAGAGCAGAGACCCGGACAGGCCCCCGGAGAGAUACACAUCACGGUACUAUCUCAAGUAUAAUUUUCUAGAGCAGGCAUUUGACAAGCUGACAGAGGUGGGCUUCCACAUGGUGGCCUGCAGCUCCACAGGCACCUGCGCCUACACCAGCAAUGACCCAAACGAGGACAAAAUUUGGACCAGCUACACUGAAUAUGUCUUCUGUCGGGAUCAGUAAACUGUCACAUUGAUGUAAAUAGACAUUUCUUAAUCUAGAUGGGGAUGUCUUAAUAGUAUUGCAUUUGCUGUGUUGAAUGGUAACGUUUGUCAAGGGCGAGUGACUGCAAAAUACUGCUCCAUUAUUCUAAGAAUAGACUAAUAGAAGUAGCCUUUUACCACUUCUGUGGGUAAACCAGAGACACACAAUGCCACUAAAUAGACUCUACACAAACAAAUGGAAUUUGAGUGUUCAAAGUAAGCAAAGCAUAGUUUGAGUUGACACAACAACAAAAUACCAUAAUCAUCUCAACCUCACAGAGCUGCAUAUCAAUGUUUCAGUCAGUUCUGACUCAGAAAUGUGUCAAUUGAGCAGCGUCCAAGAACAGACAAGCAGCAAUUAGUAUUCAGUGUCAUUGUAAUUUCUAGGCUUGCUUGAUCACGUGUGUGGCAGAGUUUUGUAUGAUCUAUUAGGCUCUUAUACAUAGCAGUUCUAUGACAUGCUUGUAAGUGUAUGUGCUUGCUUGGUAGAGUUGUAUUUAAACCUGUUCAGAUGAAAUAAAAUCUUGUAUUUGGCUAUUCUCAGCCCCUUUGCCAA